CUUCUGAAAGCAAGAAUAAAGAUGGAGUUAAGCAAUCAAACUUCUCAGUCCAUCAUCAAAGAGGAGGUUCUGGCAAAAGGCAAAUGGGCUCAGCUUUUACAGACAACCUACAUCGACCCUGCUGGCAAAACCAGGGUAUGGGAAACGGUGAAAAGAACGACCAGGAAACCAAAUAGUAAAUGUGAUGGCGUAGCUAUACUGGCAGUGCUGAAAAGGACACUCCAUUAUGACUGCUUGAUCUUGGUGAAACAGUUCAGACCACCCAUGGGAUGCUACUGCCUGGAACUCCCUGCCGGUCUCAUUGAUGAUGGGGAGACUGCAGAAAGAGCAGCCUUGCGGGAGCUGUUGGAGGAGACCGGAUACAAGGGAGAGAUCAGUGGCACCGGUCCAGUUGUCUGCUUGGAUCCAGGGCUGAGCAACUGCACAAUGCGGUAUGUGUCCGUUAAUAUUAACGGGGACGAUUCGGAAAACAUCAAACCCAAGCAGAGGCUGGAUGAUGGAGAAUUUGUUGAAGUUAUUUUAAUUCCUUUGAAUGAACUUCGAAAGAAAAUUGAUGAAAUGCUCCAAAAUGAAAAUAUUGUCGUGGAUUCCCGAGUCUACAUCUAUGCAUUGGGUUUAACCCACGCAACGUCCAAGCCAGAUGUAUUGCCUGUUUUGAAAGCGUGAAGGCGGCGGUGGGUGGGGUUGGGGGAGAUGAUCUUGCCUGGAGGUAAAGCAGCUCUUGGAGGAACUUGUAAAGGAGGAAGGUGUUCCAUUUGGAGACAUUUAACCCUAUUAUAAUAAUCUGCUAUUAUGCAAAGUAACAUUUUCCUACAAUAUUAAGCAUUGAUAAGUUUAGAGUUUGGUAUAGAGUAUCAAGACCUGUUUUAUUUUCAAAGAGAAUGUACUGUUAACUUGAAAGUAGCACUAAUUACAUUUUAUUGGAGCUGUAACUGUCCCUCAGGAUUUGUGAUCAGCAUGCACAGAGUUGGAAAUAGUUAUGUUCUGUUUUUUUUUUAAAAACCCUCCAUGGGGCAAUUAUAAAAUUGUAAGAUUCUCACUA
This is a messenger RNA of Hypanus sabinus (Atlantic stingray), 1042 nucleotides long. RefSeq names its product nudix (nucleoside diphosphate linked moiety X)-type motif 5 (gene nudt5). The annotation marks the transcript as partial. Gene Ontology annotation, biological process: nucleoside phosphate metabolic process; ribose phosphate metabolic process. The record is from RefSeq and is a predicted model, not a curated record. The transcript is spliced from 9 exons. Lineage: Eukaryota; Metazoa; Chordata; Chondrichthyes; Myliobatiformes; Dasyatidae. Gene Ontology annotation, cellular component: nucleus. Gene Ontology annotation, molecular function: ADP-ribose diphosphatase activity.